This is a messenger RNA of Aedes aegypti (yellow fever mosquito), 2247 nucleotides long. RefSeq names its product nuclear pore complex protein Nup85 (gene Nup75). The coding region runs from base 128 to 2194 and encodes 688 amino acids. The transcript has 5 exons. Gene Ontology annotation, biological process: protein import into nucleus; mRNA export from nucleus; positive regulation of DNA-templated transcription. Gene Ontology annotation, cellular component: nuclear pore outer ring. Lineage: Eukaryota; Metazoa; Arthropoda; Insecta; Diptera; Culicidae. The record is from RefSeq and is a predicted model, not a curated record. Gene Ontology annotation, molecular function: structural constituent of nuclear pore.
ACCUGCUGCUGUCACCGCUGUCAUUAAUCGCCGCCGCGCUUCUGGUUGUUGUUCAAAAAGAGCGAAAAGAGUAUUCCCAAAAUAAUUACAAUCAUUAUUCUAGUUAUUUUAUGAAAUAAAGUGAAUUAUGGCUUCCAAAGAGAGCUGUCCAACCUUUACCAUUCCUUGUGCAUUCGGGAAGCAACACGGCAUUACGGCUUCCUGGUUCACGGAGGACAAAAUUUCCGUCACCGCCUACAGUAACCAGCUGCUCAAAUCCAUCGACAGACGUCCGCCGAACAGCCUCCCGGUCAAUGUGUACCAUUUGACCACGAACUUCAUACUGGACGAACCGAUCCUGCGAAGCUUGGUCACGGAAUGCAGUAACGUAUUCCUGAACCUGCAACUGGUCCGGAACAGUUCACCGGCAGCGGCCAUAGAUUUCCUCAAGAUUUCUCGCAGCUACCGCAGUGCCAUCCGGGCCUGUCUGGAGAAGCUCCAGGAUUUGAUUGCCAAUACGGACCUUCGGGAUGUGGAGCAGUACCGGAACUACGUGACCAUUUUCUACUCGGUGGAAUCCAUUUGGCACCUGGUGGAGAUUCUGAUCAUCGAUGCCAGCUCGGUCAAUGCCGUGGUUCCGAAUCUUCUGGAAUGGGUGCGGUUUCACUUUCCAACGGCGGAACGAUUGGCCACGGAACUGUUGCAGCAGGGACGGGAAGUCGAUUCCAGUGACGAUUACUGGCCCGUCUUGAAGGGAUUGAUCAUCCAAGGUCAGCUCAGUGUGGCCCGGGCGCUGUUGAAGCUGCACACCAACUCGGAGAGCGUGUGCUUUGAGGUGGCCGAACAGAUUCUCCAAACCAUGCCGGUGUAUAGCGUCUACGGAGGGUUGUCCAUUCAGAAGUUCAAGUCCCAGUGGCAGUACUGGUCGGCCAAUGCCAGGUCCAAGGUGGAUGCGGGAAUUCUUGCGGUGGAACCGGAACUGGAGGAAAUUAUCAAGCUUGUGAUUGGAGAUCGCCAAACCUGGACUGAGCAGUGCCGAUACGCAUCAUGUUGGUAUGAAUACUUUCCUGGAUAUCUCUUCUACACGGAAUCGACCUGCAAGUACUACGAGUUGGGGACGUUUGCCAACAAUUGGCUUUCCCAGUGGAUCAGCACCGGUGGAGCAAAUCCGUCCUAUAAGUAUCUAGACAAAAUUAUUCUCUCGGUCAUGGAGAACAACCUUCCGCAAGUAUUGCACAACAUUCAGAACAUCUGCGACAACAAGUGGUUCGUAACGCAUUUGGUGGAUUUGUUGUACCAUUGCGGUCAACUCACGCUGUCGACCGGAGGCAACGUCGAAGAGCAGGACACGGAGAAAAUGUUCCGAGAGUCGUUGCUGUACGAUUUCGGUUGUCUGCUCAUGUCUCGGAACUCGUCGCUCUGGGAAGCCGGGUUAGACUAUUUGGAAUUCUCUAGCACGGAAGGCUUGGGUGCACGGGAAGCUCUGCUGAGCAGAAUUCCCAUCAAAAAUGAGAAACAGGCAAUGAAGCUGAUCAACGUUGCCAAGAAGAAUGGUUUCACUUCCGUUGAAAGUGAAAUCUGUAAAGUCCUUGUCAAGCGCAACCUGACCAACAAACAGUACGGUAAUGCCCUCGAGUGGGCCAUUCGGUCCCGGGAUAGUUUCUACGUAACAGCGGUGGCAAAUAUAUUUUUGGAGCAUUACUGCAAUCAUGGUGAGAUUUUGUGCGAGGACGUGAUUGCCAACAUUGGAGCAAAGAUGUUCUGUUCACCGAGGCUGAUCUUCCUGGUCAAGUACUACGACUUCCGUCAGUUUUUCCUGGAACGGUCGUUUGCUCAGGCUGCGGAGUUGCUGGUCAAUCUGCUGGAUUCGAAGAUUACGCCGAGCUAUUUCUGGCCAUCGCUGCUGGCAGACACCAUUCCCCUGUUGGAGUUCAAGGAGCCCGUCAUCCCAACCAAGGAAACCUACACCAUCCUGCACCAUCUGGAGUGGGACCUGGUGCCAAUGAUAGAGAAGCGGAAAGAACAACUUCGGGGCACUCGAAAGGUGGCGGACACCGGAGAAGAUGAGGCUGAUAUCGACAGCCAAGCUCUGUUGCCCAAGUUCUCGUCGAAUUUGUUGAACAACUGUACGGAUGAUCUGGUUAAAAUGCUCCGCUUAGCUUGCGCCCGCAACUUAGCCAGGGCCUUCAUCAUCGAGAACACUGUUGCCGAUUGAGAUUUGGUGGAUGAGUGCUAGAUAAUAGAAUAAAAUGUUCAUUUCAUUUCGUA